Molecule: messenger RNA, 1790 nt
Organism: Passer domesticus (house sparrow)
Lineage: Eukaryota; Metazoa; Chordata; Aves; Passeriformes; Passeridae
Product: coiled-coil alpha-helical rod protein 1-like
Exons: 11
Coding region: 305-1639 (444 amino acids)
Source: RefSeq, a predicted model, not a curated record
CCAUGGGGACGGGACGGGCGGUCGCCAUGGCAACCGGGCGGCCGGGCCUGGGGCGGGAAAAGCGGGAAAAGAACCCCAUUUCCCCUUCCAGAACCCCAUUUUCCCUUCCAGGACCCGAUCCCCCCUAGCCCCGCCCACAUCUCCCAUAUGCGCCCUCCCAUUGGUCGGGAGGAGGCGGGAUCCGGGAGCCGCCGCCUCUGAUUGGCUGAGGCGGGAGCGCGGGAAAGCGGCGGCGGGGGCUCCUUCCCGGCGUGCACUGCGCGGGGAACUGGGAGAGACUGGGAGGGGAACUGGAAGGUCGCCGAUGGCCGAGCCCCGCCCGGGCCCUCCCAGUGCUCCAAGUAACCCCCAGUGCUCCCAGUUCCCCCCUCCCAGUGCUCCCAGUACCUCCCAGUGCUCCCAGUUCCCCCCUCCCAGUGCUCCCAGUGCCUCCCAGUGCUCCCAGUUGCCCCCUCCCAGUGCUCCCAGUGCCUCCCAGUGCUCCCAGUUGCCCCCUCCCAGCCUGGAGGGGCUCAUCCCCCCCUCCCACUUUGUGCUGCGCCCCAGGUCCCUGGGGGCGGAGCUUGAGGCAGAAAAGGGGCGUGUCCAUGAGUUGGAGGCGGAGCUGGAAGUGCUGAGGGGGCGGAGCCAAUGCCUGGAGGCAGAGCUUGAGGCAGAAAGGAGGCGGAGCAAACACCUGGAGGCGGAGCUUGGAGCAGAAAAGGGGCGGGGCCAACGGCUGGAGGUGGAGCUUGGAGCAGAAAGGGGGCGGAGCCAACGGCUGGAGGCAGAACUCAAUGCAGAAAGGGGGCGGAGCCAAGCGCUGGGGGUGGAACUCGAUGCCCUGAGGGGGCGUGGCCAGCGGUUGGAGGCGGAGCUGGAUGCGGAAAAGGGGCGGAGCCAAAUCCUGGAGAUGGAGCUGGAGACCCUGAAGGGGCGGGGCCUGGGCCCAGAGGGGGCGGAGCCAAGCCCAGAGCAGGUGCUGCUGCGCCGCUGGCGCCUGAAGGUUUUCCAGCUGCUGCUGCAGGCGAGGCUGCAACAGAGCCGGGAGCUGCAGCUGCAGGGACAGGUGCGCUCCCUGGGGGCUGCAGUGGCCGCCGGGUCCCGCCAGGUGUCGCUGUUGGAGCUGCGGCUGCGCCAGGGGGAGCGGGAGAGACAGGCCCUGUCCCAGGAGCGGCUCCGGGCGGAGGCGGCCGAGGAGGAGCUGGGGAGGCUGGGCCGGGCCCUGAGCCGGCUGCUGGGGACACUGGGGGUGACCCUGGCCGAUGUCACCGUGGCCGUCGGGGCCCUGGGGACCCUCAGUGAGCGCCUGGGACGGGCCCAGCACCGACUGCGGGCGCUGGUGGCCUCGGGGCGGCUCCGGUGGCAGCGGGAGCCGGAGGGGACAGCAGGGGACAGCAGCGCGGUGGCCCCGGAGGUGACAUCGGAGAAGGCGAGGGGGUGGCACCGAGGGGACACCGGGGGUGGCUCUGUCCCCAGGGUGCCACCCCCGUGUCCCCCCCAGGCCACCAAGGGCGGGGACAGGACCCGGCCACGCCCAGGCGCAGUGUCCCUGGCCCCGUUGGUGACGCAGCUCCAGGCCCUCGGUGCCGCCAUCCUCGGGGACAUCGGGGACAUCGGGGAUCCCGCGGUGCCAGCGCCCCCCUGGGGACACCGGUGACAUCGGGGACACAGGUGACAUCACCAGGGAGCAGUGGCACCGUGGGGACAGAGGUGACAUCACUGUGGUGGUGGCGACGUCACUGUGGUGAUGUCGAUGAUGUCACUGUGGUGGCGAUGACGUCAUGGCUCUGGCUCAGUGCCACUUCGUC